AUGUUCCCUUCCAAAUUCUCCCUCGACGUUCAUUGGCGGGUCUACUUGACGGGCUGGACCGUUUACCACCAGAAGGACAUCUCGACCUCCCGCACCUUGGCUGCAGUUACCACAAUCGAUACCAAAAACUUGACCAUCGAGUCAUGUAUCGCAAUCUGUGACAACGCAGGCUUCAUUUUCGCCGGCGUAGAAUUCGGACAAGAGUGCUACUGCGAUUCUGUCAUCCAAGACCCAGGCGUCGAGACUGAUAUCAGUGAAUGCAACUUCGCAUGUUCAGGCAAUCCCGCGGAGGUCUGUGGCUCGGGAGGUCACAUGAAUAUCUUCUAUAGCGGAGCGCCUCUCCCCCAAUUUACUCAAACGAUCGGAGAAACGGGGUGGACCUUCCAAGGAUGUUUCACCGACGAUCCACAGAAUCGCACCCUGCGUGUUCCUGUCGCUAUACCCCAAGGGGUGACUCCAGAAUCUUGUACCGCGGCGUGUCAGACUGCGGGUGGAUUUGCGCGCGCAGGCCUUGAAGUUGGGCGAGAAUGCUGGUGCGACAACCUCCUUGAUGCUUCCUCUGAAGCCCGCCCGACUCGCGAAUGCCGAACCGUCUGCAACGCAGACCACACCCAGUUGUGUGGUAGUGCAAACCGAGCAGCCGUAUACGGAUUCAACGUAGGCGGAGGUGGAACUCAGCCAGAACAAUGUACCGAAGUGAACGUGAACAACUUCACGCUUCAAGCCGUAUUCAAAGCCCCACCCCCUUCUGGCCCCUCGACAAUUACGUUGAAGAUGAUCCUCGUCGAGAUGGUUCCAGAUAUCAUGUGGUCUAUUUUGUCGGCAUGCACAAACUGCUGCACCGAUUGGCCCAAUUUCUCUCUUACCAACAGUGUAUUCCUUCCUCGAUCAGUUUCUAACCCCGCACAACUAGUCUCUGCCACCCCUCGUGCGGGCGAGUCCCUCAGUUUCCUUGCCUCGAGCCCCCCUUUCCCAGGUGACAGGGGAUACUGUGUGACGAAUGAUAUAAACCAACCAGAUGGCCUCCCUCUGCUUGCCUUCAAUGGGAAUUCCGAAAACUGGGCUUUGUGCCCUAACAAUACAGCCAAUGGACGCCUGGAUGUUGUCUUUUCACCCACUCUCAAUCAUCCUCACUACACCGUCGCGAGUUGUUUAGCUGUAGACAUACAAAUGAUUGGAGUAUGA
Pleurotus ostreatus (oyster mushroom) is the source of this 1185-nucleotide messenger RNA. RefSeq names its product WSC domain-containing protein 2 (gene WSCD2). Bases 1 to 1185 code for a protein of 394 amino acids. The record is from RefSeq and is a predicted model, not a curated record. The transcript is spliced from 7 exons. NCBI's taxonomy places the organism in Eukaryota, Fungi, Basidiomycota, Agaricomycetes, Agaricales, Pleurotaceae.